Molecule: messenger RNA, 1886 nt
Organism: Hydra vulgaris (swiftwater hydra)
Lineage: Eukaryota; Metazoa; Cnidaria; Hydrozoa; Anthoathecata; Hydridae
Product: major facilitator superfamily domain-containing protein 8
Biological process (GO): transmembrane transport
Cellular component (GO): lysosomal membrane
Molecular function (GO): transmembrane transporter activity
Source: RefSeq, a predicted model, not a curated record
AGAUUAUGAAGCGGAAUGGCAUUAUUCUUCUUUUUCAGAAGGGUUUAUAUUGUUGGCGACAACAUUAAUUUAAAUUACAUUGUUUUCGUAAUUAACUUAAAUGUUGCUGAAUUUGAAACUCAUAAAAAGUUGUUCGCAGCAAGGUUUCAGCUUAACAAUAUUUUUAGUAACCGAGAAAUGAAGCUUUUUCGAAAAAAAAUACAGGCAGCGAAGGUAGAAGCGAAGGAAGACAAAAAAAAACGAUGGCGGUCAAUAAAAAUUCUAUACAUGACGAUGUUCUUUGACAGUUUAUCAUUUUCGAUUGUUCUUGCAUCAAUAUAUCCAUACAUGGUGAAGAUUGACUCUAACAUCACUCCAAUUUAUGUUGGAUGGGCUAACAUUGGUUUUCAGUUGGGUGGAAUUUUGGUAGAUUUUUUUAUGGGUUAUCUAACAAACAAGCUAGGAUCAACUAUACCAUUGCUCCUCUCUUUGAUUUUUUUUGGAUUUGGAAACCUGUUUUACGGUUAUGCACAGUCGUGUGGUAAAUAUGGUAUACCAAUGGUAAUCUUUUCUAGAACAAUCAUUGGUUUGUCUACUGGAACAAACGUUGUUGCAAGGGCCGUUGCAGCAGAAGCUACAACACUAAAAGAGAGAACUAAAGUUAUGUCGCGCAUGUCAGUUGCGCAAGGAUUAGGUUUUUCAUUUGGACCAAUUGCUCAGCUGUUAGCAGUUCCUCUGGGGCAUAAUGGAGUUGAUAUUCCAGCGUUGAAAAUCCAUUUAAAUGUGUAUACGGCACCAGCAUUUGCAAGCAUAUUUGUGACAGCAUUGAAUGUUGUUGUUGUAUUAUUUUGGUACAAUGAGCACCAAGUCGACAUUUACAAAGAUCAAGAAAAUGAUACUAGUGUGCAAAUAUUUAAGGAUAUUUGUGAAAACAAUAACACAAAGUUAUCGCGUAAUACAACUGGUAUUAUUGUUAACAUAAUUGUAUACUUUGCAGUCCAGAAUGCGUUUGCAGUACAAGAAACAAUACUUGCACCCCUCUCAAUGGAUAUGUUUUCAUGGAACGGUGAGCAAGCAACACUCUGGGUGAGCUGUUUAUUUCUGGCUGCCGGUGUAAUUGCAAUUGUAUCUUUUAUAGCUGCUGACUUACUAGAAAAAAGAUUUAAUGAACGAAACUUGCUACUGCUUGGGUUGGUUCUUAUUUUCUUUGGAUUCACUGUAUAUUUACCUUGGGGAAGUAAAACGCCUCUAAUUAAAGGAAUAAAAACUUCUACAAAUAACACGUUACAUGUAGGAUGUCCUGCAGAAUACAAAUGGUGUAAAAACACACCUCAAAUAUAUUUAGCUCAAGUUAUUCUAGGAAUGGUUUUAUUAUCGAUUGGUUAUCCGCUUACCAUUGUAUUCAUCUCGUCUAUAUAUUCAAAAGUGUUGUCUUCAAAACCCCAAGGAGUGAUGCAAAGCUUUUUAGGUGCGUCGGGUGGUUUGGCUAGAACUGUUGGUCCAUCUUUGGUAACAUUCAUGUACAUUGAACACGGUCCUAGAUACACUUUCUUAUGCGCAAACGGUUUCAUUUUAUUAUCAAUGAUCCUGUUUAUUUUUUCGUAUAAGAUACUGAUUCCUUAUCACUUGUUCAUUGUCAAAAAAAAAGAAAAUAACCUAUUAUUUACAGAUGAGUCUUUAUUAGAAAACAACUGGAACCAAAAAUCAGAAACUGAAUUUACAUGUUUUGAUCAAGACGAAAACAAUAUAAAAUGCAAAGAAAUGCGUCUACUUUCGUAAUAGAUAAGAAAGUUCAAAUAGUAAUAUGAAACAAUGAUGUUGGACAACGGUGGCAGUUAAAAUGACAGCAUUUUUACAAACACUUAAAAAACAAAAAAGAAAAUUGAUGAAGAGUUAUUAAGUAAAAA